Zea mays is the source of this 1197-nucleotide messenger RNA. Lineage: Eukaryota; Viridiplantae; Streptophyta; Magnoliopsida; Poales; Poaceae. The record is from RefSeq.
AUCCCCGUUCGCCUCCCUACAACCUGACCCCCCCACGGCCCCACCCCCCUCCGUCGGCGACAGGGCGAGCGCCGCCGCCCUUGUCUUCGCCGGCGACGAGCAUCGCCAGGGUUUGGUUACAGUGCCUGGAAUUUGCAUCUUUGCUUCUGCUUCUGCCGGAACCUCAAUGCUCUAUCUGAUGGGCAGAAUGGGUGUGCAGGGGACUACCGAUUGCAGGGCGGUUGCGGAGAUGGGGGCUGAUCAGAAACCACGACAAGGUUCGGGUUUUCUCCUACAGAUUGCGAUCUCUAGAGGUGGAUUUGCUUUUCCUCACAUUCUGAGAUGGAAGCCGAUGAUGGCAGCCUUGCCAUUCGGAACUGGGGCUUCUACGACACCGUCAAAGGCAGCCUAGGCCUGCAGCUCAUGUCGUCCAUGCCGCCUGACCGGGACACAAAGCCGCUGCUCCCGAGAGGUGCCUUGCUGCAGCAGCAUGGACAUCACAAUGCCGCACACCAGCUCCACGCGCAGCAAUCACAACAUCAUCGUGACUAUGCUGGCGGCACAUCCAAGCCGCCUGUAAAGAAGAGGUGGCAGGUUCGGCAGCCUAAGUCACUGAAGCCUAGGAAGCCUAAGAAGGCUGCUGUUCCACCAGAGAAUGGGGCACUUAAUGAGCAUGCGCCCCGAAGGAGGGGACCUAAGAAGACUGUGGGGAUGGUGAUUAAUGGUAUUGAGUUGGACCUUGCUAACAUACCGACACCAGUGUGCUCAUGCACCGGAGCUCCCCAGCAAUGCUACCGAUGGGGCGCAGGUGGCUGGCAGUCUGCAUGCUGCACAACUUCUAUUUCAACGUAUCCACUGCCAAUGAGCACAAAGCGCCGGGGCGCUCGAAUUGCUGGAAGGAAGAUGAGCCAAGGUGCAUUCAAAAAGGUGCUUGAGAAGCUUGCUGGCGAAGGGUACAACCUUGCUAAUCCAAUUGACUUGAAGACGUUUUGGGCUAAGCAUGGCACAAAUAAGUUUGUAACGAUCAGGUAAAAUGACAUAGUAUGUUUCUAGCUUUGUAGGUUGUAGAGCUGCAGUUAGGCCCGAUUUAUUGCUUUUAUGUCUAUGUAAGAAUCUGCAGAAAUUUGUAGUAGUAGUAGUAGCAGCAGCAUGUAGCAAUGUUUAGUUUUAAAUGACUUAGUUGUAAUGUCUAUCUUGAGCUUCAGAUAUUGACCCGAC